AUGGGUGCUGGAAACUCUAAGCCUGAGGCUUCGGCUGGCUCACAACAUGUGUUCUCCAGCAACUCUCCGGUCCAAUUCUCCUCAAACCUAGUCGAUGCACUCCAAUCGACCUCAGAGACCGACUCCACCCGCGCCAAAGCCCUGGAAUUGGAGAUCCAAAACCGCGUCGCGCAGGAACUGAAGCGCCUCCGCGAACGCGAGCAGCAAACCCUCGCCGAGAUCGAGAAGCGCAUCUCAGAGUCCAAAGACACCACCUCCCUGCCCGUCACAGCAGCGACCGCGCCCCUCGCCCCCUCCACCUCGGGUUACCCAGCCGGCUCACUGAACCUGGACGCACCGCGCAUUCCCUUCGCCGGCCGCCACCACGACCCCGUGCCUGCAGUAGCCGCGCCGCAGGAGACCGCUGCUGCCGCACAGCCUGUCACUAAGCGCGAUAUCUCGCGCGACUCUGUAGCUGCUGAGAUCGAGCAGCUGCGGAGCAAGCUUGAUGGGCGGAGGAAGCUUGUGGAGCUCGAUGAUGGUGUUGCUAAGGCUCGCUCGGAUGUUGCUAGCUGUCUGCAGUUGAAUGAUCGUCGGCCGUUGAACUGCUGGGAGGAGGUUGAUGCUUUCAAGCGUGAGGUUGCGCGUAUGGAGGCCGCUUUCGUGGAUCGCAUUGUGGGUUAA
This is a messenger RNA of Penicillium concentricum, 663 nucleotides long. RefSeq names its product Mic19 family protein. The coding region runs from base 1 to 663 and encodes 220 amino acids. The transcript has 3 exons. NCBI's taxonomy places the organism in Eukaryota, Fungi, Ascomycota, Eurotiomycetes, Eurotiales, Aspergillaceae. The record is from RefSeq and is a predicted model, not a curated record.